AUGGCCCCUCCUCUCGUGCUCACCGCGCGCACGCGCACCCUCAUGAUUGUGCCCAUCUUCCUCGCCAUCGCCACCGUCUUUGCACUAUUUGCGCACUCCGACGUCAACACGCCGAUGCUGUGGUCGCAGUGCCACGCGCACGCGCGCAUCCCCGCCCUGAGCCGUGUCCCGCUGCUUGGCACGCCGCUCUGCUACCUCGUCAGCUUCUUCCGCGCCGCCCUCGACGCGACGCGCGGCCGUGCCAUCAUGGCCGUCGUUCUGGCGUUUGCCGGCGCGCUACUGACUGUCUGCGCUGCCGAGUCGGCCCGCGGCUGCAACCGCCCUGCGCGCCUCGUCGCCAACCCGACGCCCGCCUGGCUGCUGUUCAACUUGCUCGGCGGCGCCCUCGUCUGGCAGCUGCUCAUUGUGCCCGCGCAGAUUCAGCGCCUGCGCAACGUCUUUCUUGCGCACAAGGUAGGGACGGCCGACGAGGAGGGCGAGGUGGGCGGCGACCGGCUCGCGGCACUGCGGCUUGACCGCGACCGCAAUGUGGCUAGCUCCGAGGUCGUUGCCAUUCCUGUGGCUGUCGCGCUGGGUUACUACCUGCCGUCGAUACUGAUGCUCGUCUUCCGCAGCCCGGUCGCCAUUGGCGUCUGGCUGCUUUUCCCGCUUUACGUCUCCCUGCUCCGCCAGGGCAUCCGCUGGGGCGUGCAGCGCACCUGGGACUACACCGCCGAGCGCACUGUGCACCUCGAGACGCACCGCCGCAGCCUGCUUGCCGUGUACGCUCUGCCGUUUUUGUCGUCUCUGCUCGCCCACUCCGCCAUUAUCUGGAGCCUGACCCGUCCGGACGACCGCAAGGAGAUGACGCGUUCGUGCGUCACGUUUAUCGUGAUUGACUUUGCCUUUAUCGGCGCCACCGUCCUCUACUGGGUGCUCGUCGAGACCAACUGGAGGGUUCCCGCGUACAUGGUUGGCCUUUCGGCUUUGCUCGGUCCCGGUGCGGGAGUCCUCGGUGGCUGGCUGCUCCGUGAGAAUGUCAUCCAGACUGAACUCGAUGCCGUACUUGACCUUGCUGUUACUGAGGAGACGGCUGAUGAACCAUCUGAGCAGACCCCUCUGCUCUAA
This is a messenger RNA of Beauveria bassiana ARSEF 2860, 1107 nucleotides long. RefSeq lists its product as uncharacterized. The transcript has a single exon. Bases 1 to 1107 code for a protein of 368 amino acids. NCBI's taxonomy places the organism in Eukaryota, Fungi, Ascomycota, Sordariomycetes, Hypocreales, Cordycipitaceae. The record is from RefSeq and is a predicted model, not a curated record.